Messenger RNA from Lytechinus pictus (painted urchin), 4146 nucleotides. RefSeq names its product pyrroline-5-carboxylate reductase 3-like. Gene Ontology annotation, biological process: L-proline biosynthetic process. Gene Ontology annotation, molecular function: pyrroline-5-carboxylate reductase activity. The transcript is spliced from 6 exons. The coding region runs from base 378 to 1187 and encodes 269 amino acids. The record is from RefSeq and is a predicted model, not a curated record. Lineage: Eukaryota; Metazoa; Echinodermata; Echinoidea; Temnopleuroida; Toxopneustidae.
GCCGGCAGCCAUGUUGGCUAUGUACAAAACCUAUGGGAAAUAAAAACGCGCGGAAAGAGUUCCCUCUCUAGCUCCCUUCGGGAGCGCGCUUACGUAUACGUAAGAUCGUAUCUCUGUGACUCGAGAAAGUAUCUGCAUGUUUGACACGCCCCCUUGCCGGCCAACCACGUGUGCACAGUAUGCGACUAUGCAAGUCGGGCGCACGACGGGCGAUCGCCAAGCCCAUCAAGUCUGGGGCCGGCGCCGCCAGAGCCGGGGCGGGGGACACAAGGCUUGUAAAGUAUGUUGACACAUGACUAGCUGCUGAUGAGCUGAGCUGAACUCCGAGAAAGGACACGACGACGUUGACAAGACAGCUAAUUCGACACAACUUUACCAUGGCGUUAGCAAAUCUCAAGAUCGGUUUCAUUGGGGCUGGAUCGAUGGCGCAAGGAAUGAUCGAAGGAUGGAUUCGUGCAAAUGUUGUAAAACCAAGCCAGUUGAUGGCCAGUGCUCCAAGCGACAGAAACCUCUCCAAAUUGAGGGAAAGGGGCCUGUCCACAACCCAUGACAAUGCUGAGUUGGUCAGGUCAUGUACAGUUGUUGUCAUUGCAUGCAAGCCUUAUCAGUGCAAGGAUGUACUACCCCCUUUACCGUUCGGUCCUCAUCACCUUGUGCUGUCGGUCGUAGCCGCCCUGAGCUGCCCCGCCCAUGAAGCCUUAUUGCGUCCAGGAACCCGGUUAGUGCGUACCAUGCCCAACGUUGCAAUCGCUGUCUGUGAAGGCAUCAUAGGAGUGGUCAGGGGCUCCCAUGCAACGGACGAAGACAUGGCAAUCGUGGAUAAACUCGUACAACCUAUAGCCUUCUACGAAGUGAUGUCUGAUCCUCAGCUCGAUCUUAUGUCUUCUGCAGUUUGUACUGGAGUAGCUUGGGCUGCCAUGGUAAUGGAAGGUCUCGCUGAUGGAGCGGUCAUGGUGGGACUCCCUCGCUCUUUAGCCUUAAAAACAGCCGCCAUCACAUUAAUGGGUACCGGCAAGUUGCACAUGGAGACUGGCAAACACCCCGGAGAGAUCAAGGACUCUGUGUGCUCUCCGGGUGGAUCUACCAUCAGGGGUGUGCACGCUUUGGAGAAGAGCGGCGUGAGGGCAGCCAUGAUGAAUGCGGUUGAGGCAGCCACCGAGCAAAUCAAAAACAUGUCCAAGAAGUGAACGGGGGUGUUCCUUCUUUCAGAACAGCGGUGUAUUAGCAUCUAUGGCUCGUAACACAAUGCUUAGCAUCAAGUUAGCAAUCAUCGGAGAACAUUUUUUUAUGAUUGAUUGCAUUGACUACAAUUUACAAUUAAUCAUGAAAAUCAGGCAAACGGUUAAUCACUAACCUUUGUGUUACGGGACCCAAGAGAGAGGCAAAGAGUCUGAUAUUUGGUUGAAUUACAGUUUGGGAAAUAGUAAGUAGAUCACUUUCCAACUAAGCUUUCCAUAUGGUAAGGUCUAAUGAUUAUUUCCCCAGCUGUAGGUACUUUGUACUUCGUAUUGUUUUUUUUUUCUUUCACAGUUUUGAUUUUUGCUCAUUUUGUAAAGCGCUGUGAUACAAUCAUUGUGAAGAGCCCUAUAUAAAUACUUAUACUGUAUUGUACUUGUAUAUUUUAUUAUGAUAAUACCUAUAGCCAUUUAUAUAAUAAUAAAGGAGUAUACCAGGCUUUUGAGAAAAAGUAGCAGAGGAUGAUUAAUUGGAGGUUAGACUGGCAAUUGCUAUUUGAGAGUGUUCGCAUAGCGAUGAACAGAGAGUUCAAGAGGAGAGAAAAUGUAUGUGCUCUUCAUGACAAAGAGCAACCAUGAUCUCUGUCGAAAAUCGGUGAAUCAAAACAGCAUUUUAGUCCUUAACUCUGGACAAAUGACACAUUUGCAGUUUUUUGUCCGCUCCGAAACUGAGGACGAAACUGUCCGCCAAUUUUCAACAAAGGCCUUCCUGUUGUUCUUUGUCAUUUGAUGGGCAUUUUCAAUACAUUUACUGAGUUUUUUAGUCAUUCUUAUGUCAUGGAGCUAAACCAAUUUGUUGUGAUGUACAGAGGGCAGAGACUAACGCAGACACGACCGACUCAGUUCCAGAUAGGGAGCAAUCUUUAUAAGAGGGGCACAUUCCUUUACUGUGAUACAAGAGCAUGGUGUUCAGUUUCACAAUACUAGUGGCACACUUCUGUAUAUAUUGGUCGCUUAAACUCGUACAUCACACUCAUCAUAUUUUACCAAAAUACUAGUAUUGCCAUUUCAACGUUGCCAGUUUGAAGAUGAAUGAUUAUCACUUAUACUUUCAAAAGAAACGCCUGGACUAUUUGUUUUAUAUCCGUUCUUAAAGAUAGAACAAUGAGUAUGGGUAAUCUUGCCCUAGUUGGUCAUUGUCCCCUUAAUGGACCAAAUUUGUUCAGCCUCUUUGCCCGACAGAAUCUGAUCGGUACUGUAUCUAAUCUAUUACAUUCCUAGGUUGCCCAGUAUAGCAACAGCUGGCUUUCCACUGUGUCCAAAUCUUGGUGAGAGCUCCGAAUAGUGAAAUAUGAUCUUAUAUCGAAUGAGCACAAUUGACCAAUAUUUAAUUUUGUAUACUAAUGAAUAUUCAUUGUAGAGGUGUAACAUCGUCCGUACUCGGAGGCGAACUAUUGAUUAGUUGGAAAUAUAGGUUAGAGCGGAAAGACCCUUUCACGGUUGGGCUUUAUCCACUCGAGCACCAGAGAAAUGUUGCAUCUCUCUGUACCUUCUACUGCCACUUCUUCCUGAAACCAUCUCUUGAGUUGUCUGGAAUUCUUCAAUAAAGCUGCCUUUAUUGAAGAGCACUUAAAGAAUUCUGAUAAAGAAGUAUUAGGCACUAUAUAAGCAAGUAUAAUUAUUAUUACAAAUACAUCUAUAUAAUCCAUAUAUUUUUAGUGCAAAUGUGAAAACACAAAGUUGUGUUAGCUUUUGUGUCUAAUGGUACAAAGUCUUAAGUACAAUCCAAUCAGUAAAGGAAGUGAGACCUGUCCUAGGGGUCAUAAGUGAUUUUCAUCACCCAUGGUGAUCCUCAAAUUGGCAAACAUGCUUCAAAAUGGCUCAUUUUGUGGACAACUCUCCAUUUGUUUUGUACACAAUUUUUCAGAUUUUCCCCAUUAUCUUUCAAAUUGCAUAUUGCCUCAUUCUGAGCAUAACAUAUGUCAUGGGAAAAUAUGAUUCACACCACAUAUGUCAAGGUCAGGAGGAAAUGAUGUGAAAUAUAUAAAAAUAAAGGGGAAAAUUUGUGUACAAAACAAAUGGAGGGUUGUCCGCAAAGUCGGCCAUUUUGAAGCAUUUUUACCAAUUUAGGGAACCCCAUAGAAAGUACAACAAGACUUUUUAAACGUCCAUAACUUGCCUAUUUCAUAACCGAUUUUGAUUAAACUUGUUUUAAAUUGUUCCUCUCAUACUCUUUGCAUUAAGAUUGCUUCUUUUCUUGGAUCUUGGUUUCCUUUAACUGUACAAUCUGGAUAGGAAAUCAGAUAGUAUAUUGGAAUUAUAAAGAAAGGGAAGUGAAACCUUUUCUAGAGGUCAUAGAUCACUGUCUUCACCCAUAUUGACACUGCCCUACUUUAAAGAAAGGAAGUAAGUGACAACAUGGGAAUUUCCUGUACAAGAGCAAACCAUGUGUAAAAAAUUUACUGCAUUUCAAUAGUAAUGAUAAUAAUAAUGUCAUAUUUUCCUCAGGGUAGCCACUUCAGUUCCAAUAACUAUUCUCCCAGCGCACCUUGUUUAAUAUGAUAAUGUAUCUCAUUAACACUAUAAUCAACAAUAUAUCGUGAUGUCUCUUAAAAACAUUUUAUACGUGGGCCUCCUUGCAUCAAAUGUUUCUAUAAUCGUAUCUUUACCAUGGUAAAUGAUUGCUCAACAACCAAUCGGAAUCAAGGAUUCCAUGGACUUUACCAUUGGAUGGCAAAGUUACCCUAAUGGCAAGGAGAUGAUUGCAUGUCUCUGUGAAUGUAUAUAUUGUGAUCGGGAUCAUUUUCUUGAGUGCCAAUUGCUUUCAUUAGCUAAACUGUACUGGUCAAACCAGAUUUAUAUUGCUAUAAAACAAGAAUAAGAUGAAAAGGUAUUGUAUUGGAAUAUCAUUCUAACUUUUAUAAAGAAUAAAAAAAAGGUUACAAGUGUGCAGUGACUGUUAUACUUAGUA